This is a messenger RNA of Octopus sinensis (East Asian common octopus), 1358 nucleotides long. RefSeq names its product cytochrome c oxidase assembly factor 8. Gene Ontology annotation, biological process: intrinsic apoptotic signaling pathway. Bases 689 to 1240 code for a protein of 183 amino acids. NCBI's taxonomy places the organism in Eukaryota, Metazoa, Mollusca, Cephalopoda, Octopoda, Octopodidae. The transcript is spliced from 5 exons. Gene Ontology annotation, cellular component: mitochondrion. The record is from RefSeq and is a predicted model, not a curated record.
UUUCGUUUCUUCGGUUGGUUCACCAGCAAUGCACGCAUGUGAGAACGAGUUAGAAAACAUCUGGAAGACGUUGCGGGCUGGGUUAUUUCCGAAUGCCGGCAGAGAAGUAGGGGGCGAUUUGAAGAAAAAUUGAAAUUUUGUAAAGUAUAAUUUUUUCCAGAAAAAUAAUUUCAGUAUUUCUCAGGUGGAAUCCUAGAGAAAAAAAUAUAAAGAUGGGGGAAACGAAAAUUUCGAAAAGCUGCUUUUCUUUUAGCUGGGCGGUGGAUGGCCGUAGCGGUCAAAAUUGCGACCUCGGUGUUAAAAAUACAACAACCAAAGGGAAAUGGACAAAUCUGCCGCUAUCUAUCUAUCUGUCUGUCUGUCAAUCAAUUAAUCAUUCAGAUCAAUAAUACCAAUACUCUAUUUCAAAAGGCGGUGUUUGGUAACUCCUAUCUCAACCUCAUGGGGAAGAAAAACACCGAGAAAUUGGGAAUUUUUUUCUCCCCUUCAUUUUUGUAUCUUUCUGUUUCUAUUUCAUUCAACGGAAUUUAUAACUUUACCUCUAAAUUUUCAAUUUUACUCCAUCAAUUCACUACUUUUUUUCCUUUCCCGUGAGACAGAAAUAAUUAUUCCGAAACUCCGUCUUUUGAAGUGAUUAUUAUGUUUUCUAAUCGACCAACUUCGUUUCAGCGACUUUCAAAAUGGUAAAAUGUUAGCGAUUUGUCGGAGAUUUUCUGGAGGUGAUUUUCUUAUUAUUCCUCGAAAUAAUCAAUUUAAACGAUUCCUAAAACAACAAAAGAAGAAAAAGAAAGAAAUAUUUAAACUUUCAUCUUCUCCUCCUAAAUCUAUCACUCGAGACUGGAUUGGCCCACCUGAUGGAAACUCCAACUUACGCCCUACCCACUUUUAUGUCCCUCCCGAUGAAUCAAAUGUAGAGAAAGACUUGAGACUGAAGAAAGUUGAUUUACAAACCUUUAAUCAUGACUUCUGGACAAGACAAAAUAUCACAUUUUUUAAGAGAAAAGCUCAGUUUAUUCACAUGGAAUUAGAAAGGAAAAAGCAAAUAGAUUCUGACAACAAAAAUAAGAAAAGUUUGUCUCCUGAAGAAAUGGCUGUGUUUUAUAAACAGUUCCUGGAAGAAAAUUAUCAGAAUAAUUUGAAAUAUCACAGAGCAUGGUAUAAAAAGAACAUCUUUCUACUUUGGCCAGCCCUGAAGGUUGCUGUUCAUAAUCUCUUUAAAAAAGCAAGAUUGAAAAACUGAAUUGAAAAACUGCCAGACUUUUUUUUUAGCAAAGAUUAUUUUAUUUGAUCUCUUGUAUUAUGAAUCAAACAAGUUUUAUUUAUAAAUAUGUUUAAUAAAGAUGUUAUAUUUGUUAUAA